UUUGCACUGCACAUCAUGGAGUUUUCUUUUGACAGACUUGACAUAGUGAGGCUGUUGACGCAGUCCAGCAGAUCCAUCUAUGGGAUAACAGACCAAACUGAGGCAGCUGCCUGGAGCCAUUUUCAGGACCAGUUUGACAACUUAGAAAAACAUACGCAAUGGGGUAUUGAUGUUCUGGAAAAAUUCAUCAAGUUUGUAAAAGAAAGAACUGAGAUUGAACUCAGCUAUGCAAAGCAGCUUAGGAACCUUUCAAAGAAAUACCAACCGAAAAAGAACUCCAAAGAGGAGGAAGAAUACAGGUACACAUCAACUAGAGCCUUCCUAGCAACUCUAAAUGAAAUGAAUGACUAUGCUGGACAGCAUGAGGUCAUUUCAGAGAACAUGACCUCUCUUAUCACUGGAGAGUUAACACGCUAUGUGCAGGAGCUGAAACAAGAGAGGAAAUCGCACUUCCAUGAUGGCAGAAAGGCACAACAACAUAUUGAAACUUGCUGGAAACAACUCGAAGCAAGUAAAAGGCGGUUUGAACGUGAUUGCAAAGAAGCUGAUCGAGCACAGCAGUAUUUUGAGAAAAUGGAUGCUGACAUCAAUGUUACAAAAGCAGAUGUUGAAAAGGCAAGACAGCAAGCCCAGCUCCGACAUCAAAUGGCAGAAGACAGCAAAGCAGAAUAUUCUUCCACUCUACAGAAGUUCAACAGUGAGCAGCAUGAUCAUUACUACACACACAUACCAAACAUCUUCCAGAAAAUACAAGAGAUGGAGGAAAGAAGAAUCGUGAGGAUAGGGGAAUCCAUGAAAACUUUUGCAGAGGUUGACCGCCAAGUGAUCCCUAUCAUUGGAAAGUGUCUGGAUGAAAUAACAAAAGCUGCGGAAUCAAUUGAUCACAAGAAUGAUUCGCAGCUGGUAAUAGAAGCCUUUAAAUCAGGAUUUGAGCCUCCAGGAGAUAUCGACUUUGAGGAUUUCACACAGCCAAUGAAGCGGACUGUCUCAGAAUCCAGCCUUUCUAACUCCAGAGGGGAUGGGAAGUCUGAGCUGAAAUUUGGUGGCAAAUCCAAGGGCAAGUUAUGGCCAUUCAUCAAGAAAAAUAAGUCUCCCAAGCAGCAAAAGGAACCCCUCUCCCAUCGCUUCAACGAGUUCAUGACCUCCAAACCCAAAAUCCACUGCUUCAGGAGCCUAAAGCGCGGGCUUUCUCUCAAGCUGGGAGCAGGGCCAGAAGACUUCAGCCAUCUCCCACCUGAGCAAAGAAGAAAGAAACUUCAGCAAAAAGUCGAUGAACUAAACAAAGACAUUCAGAAGGAGAUGGAUCAAAGAGAUGCCUUAACGAAAAUGAAAGAUGUGUACAUCAAGAACCCACAGAUGGGAGAUGCUGCGAGUGUGGACCACAGACUAGCAGAACUUGGACAGAACAUUGAAAAGUUACGAUUAGAAGCUCAGAAGUUUGAGGGCUGGCUGGCUGAGGUUGAGGGCAGAUUACCCAUGCGGAAUGAACAGGCCCGGCGGCAGAGUGGACUCUAUGAAGCCCAGAACACUUCAGCAGUAAACAGCUGUGCGCAGGACCGGGAGAGCCCAGAUGGCAGUUACACAGAAGAGCAAAGUCAGGAGACUGAGAUGAAAGUACCUGCAACAGAUUUUGAUGAUGAAUUUGAUGAUGAAGAACCACUACCCACCAUAGGAACAUGUAAAGCGCUCUAUACAUUUGAAGGUCAGAAUGAAGGAACAAUUUCUGUAGCAGAAGGAGAAAUGCUCUAUGUAAUAGAAGAAGACAAAGGUGAUGGGUGGACACGAAUCCGAAGGAACGAAGAUGAGGAGGGCUAUGUCCCUACAUCGUAUGUUGAAGUCUAUUUGGACAAAAAUGCCAAAGGUGCUAUGACUUAUAUUUAAUACUAUUAUUACUACUUUAUUUGCUUUCACAAACAUAGUCAACCCUGAAACUGCUCAGUGUUGCAGAUAGAGCCUUUUAAAAGUCUGUACAAUGCCACAAAGUGCAUUAUUUCGUAUGUGGACUAAUAUGGCUUGCUGUACUGCAAAACAUGCUUUUUAUUGAUCAGAGAAGGAUCAUGUGGUAGACUGUAAAACUAGAAGGGCAAUACAGCCUUUCCUAGGCAGUGUUUGUUCAACUGUCACUGCCAUUGCACAUCCAACUUAGUGCAGGAAACACAAAGCCAGUUGGGAUAAUACACGCUCUCCUCAGAUAUCCGGGUGACAUUUCAGACACACUCACAAGUCAGCUGUUUGUCCCAAACAGAUUCAGUGGAAUGUUGUAUAGGAAAUAUUUGGACUUGCUGCUGUUCUGUGUCUCAGUGUGGUGGCUUUUCAGAGUCCAGUGUGUUCGGUGGACCUUUUGGAUUGAAGCAUGGUUGUCAGUCAGUUAGUUAGUUUGGAAGAGGAAGGAGAGAUCUUGCCAAAACCUUUCUACACAGCACUCUGUGAUUCUUGAUAAAUUGGUAAAACAUUGAGAGAUCCUUUAUUCUUUCCCGCCUUGAUACAUUUCAGAAGAUGUAUUUGCUGUUUCAGGUGACCAUAACUAAUGGUCUAAUCUUCUGCUCCAAGAGCAAUGGAGACAUUCAGAGUUUAGACUUCACAAUCUUCUGUUUCUUUGUUGCUUUAACUCCUCACAAGUAUGUGUAUUGUGUAAGCAAGCAGCGCUACAGGGCAAUCCUGGCUAGAAUAUAUGCUAGCACUGUGAACACCUGGUAAUGUAAUACACCAAGAAAUCAAAAUAUUUUAGUCCUGUUUCAAAUCAGGAUGUUUUUGAGGUCCACUGUUAAAUAAUUUGUGUUUUUUCAGUCAGUUAAUCCUUCAGAUUAUUGUUGUCUCCUAGGUCUUAGAGUUCUUGGUGUGAAGCAAGCUGCAUCAUCCAAUUCAGAAGAAAACUGAACCAUUCCCACUGGAAUUUAUGGACAGUAGGAAGAGAGGAGUAGGAUUGUCUCUGUAAACAAACACUAUAACUUGAUCAGUUCACUGUCUUGGAUUCAGUAUUAAACAGUGCAGUGCCUUGUCUGCUGCAGAUAAAAGUCUGGAGUGUUGUUUUGUUUUGCCAUAAUAUGGUAGUUUUAUGUUAGUGUUGGCAAAUACAGGGUCAGUAGAGAUGCAGAAGAGUGCAAAAGGCUGAGCCCGUCUGUCCACUUUUAUUAAUCUUUCAAAGAGGAACAUGGGUCAUAGAUUCUCCUUACUUCAUGUUCAGAACAAGGCAGAAAGCACAGAAUGGGAGGCCCCAUCUGUUACCCGGUGUUCUCCUGUGGAGGUUGACUGCUUUGUGGCAGUAGUUGAAAGCAACAUUAUUAUUCUGCCAGAAAAUUUGUUGUUCAGCAGUGUAGGCUACUUGAAACAGCUAAGCUAGUGUGGCAUCUCAGUCUGUCUUAAGUAACAAGCAUGGCUCUCCUGCCCUCAGACAGCGUGGUUCACAUCAGUGGAACAUUAGAGCAAAUCACCUGUUCAUGAGCAGAGCAGCAGGGCAGAUGGGAAGUGAAGCAAAGUGUAUCUCUGGGUGGGGUGAGAAACCCCGACAGUCCUGCUAAUUGAACUAGCAGAAGUUUGUCUUUACCCUUCUGGAGAGACUAUUGCAGGACCACUGCAAUACCAGCCAGAAAAUCGUAUGAGUGUGUUAAUGGUAUUAUGUAAGUUACAGGAUGAUGCCGAAUGAUGGUAAAAAUGCAGAGUGUGCUGGGAGUGAAGGCUGAUACAGUUGCAGCCACCUCUGUAGCAACGACCAAAAUUUUUCAGAUCAUUUUAAGUUUAAUUAAUUAAUUUUGCUGGACUUCAGGAACAAAAUCAAAUGUAUCUGAGAAUAUCUAAUGUAAAGAAACUAUAAUAUUUACCUCUUAUUUCUGAAUUAUUUGGUUAAAAAGAAAAACUAAAAGAGAACUUUCCAUAGAAUGCCCCAGUAGCAGUAUAAACAUUUAGGGGAAGUGCUGCUGUAUUUAGAAGACAAACUUUGUUGUGAGCUGCAAAUUUCUCAUUUGAUUUUUAAUGUAUUAGUAGAAGUGACUUUAUACAGUCCUUGAAACAGAAAUUAUGAUGUUCCUGAAAAUGACACUGUAAAUACUAAAGCAUUUACAAGCUUCAGUAGUUCUUUCCUCUUUUUGGAAAGAAGUUUGAGCAACUGGUACCUCUAAAGGUUAGUUGCAUGAAGGGUGGGAGCACUUGUGCAUUCUCUGAGUACAUCUGUGACCCUUAGCCAGCAGAAUCAGUUCUGGCUUGGCUGUGCCUGCCUGCCCAAGUAGUGCCAGUGCCAUGAGCCGGAGUCAGCUCUGCCUGGGAAACACAACUGCUAAAUGCUUUGUGAAAAGCCACUGGGCAGCUGGCAAACUUUUUCACUGUGCUGACGCCUGUGUUGUCAGGGCUCUGCUGCUGAGCUGAACCCGAGAUGAAUAGGACAGGUAAGUCACAUGGUGCAGUCGCCCUCCUGAUUUAGUCUUCAUGGGAGCCAAGCUAGGUCUGCGUACUCCUGCAAAUACCUGUGUGAGGGCAGUUUGUGAAGUUUACAGCAGUAGCUUCAGUCAGAGGGUGUUAGCAGACCCUAUCACAAAAAGAACAGUAAUGUCUAUCUUGUUUUGCUUUUUUUUUUCCAGAUGUGUACAAAUCCCUUCAGAAAAUCUCUGAGUAGGUUUGCAUAGGCCUGUUCACCUUUUAUUCUACUGGUUUGCUGCUACGGUUGUUUUAAGAGCUCUAUUUCAGAAGGUUUUCUUUAGAAGAGAUGAAUGCACAUGUCAUAUCUCCAUCAAUGAAAGACUCUGUUAGGUAAUGUUCACUCAGCUGAUGCAUGUAUAAGUUUGCCUCUUGAAAUUUAAGUGUGCAUCACUGCCAAGAAAAGUACUGGCCCAACUGUAUCACUUUAGUUGUAAACAGCAUUAUUGUCCUUCCUAAUAGAAAUCAGAGCCACACAGUUCAUUCUGUUUGUGAUGCAUACAGGAAACUAUUACAAAUGCUCAAAAACAUGCAGGCUAAGAAUUGGAUCUGAGUGUAAUCUCAUGUUUUGGGGCUUACACCAGCCUCUAACUGCUAGGGGAUGAGGAAGAAUACUUCUCUGUGCACACAUGGGUGUCGCUUCUUGCAGGGCUUUUCUGCAUGUAACAGGUAUCUGGUGCUGACAGCUGUUGAAUACAGGAACUAGUUGGGCCUUGUUGUUCAAGACUUGACCCUAUUGUCUUAUUGGAUAUGGUACCUCAUAAUCUUAUUGGGAACAAAUCUGUCUUCCACUGAGGGAUCUUGUGAAAUAGUGUGAUACACAAAAACUUGCAUGAAAUCACCAGCUUUAUGUAAACUUAAUUGCACCCAACAAAAAUACCAUGUUUUCUUCCACCAGAGUGGUUUGUUUGGGUAACAUGCAAGUAAUAGAGGCUGUUUUGUGAAGUUAAACUUCCUGAUAAAAAAGCUUGGGAGCCCUGGGCUUACUGGCAUUCUGGCUUCUUUGCCACUGUGGGUGUUUUCCUCCUCACCUCCCGUUAUAUAAAUAAAUCCUUACAGGCAGCUCUGUGAAUCUCAGUGUUGCAGCUCUGCUCUGCUGUUUGUUUGCUGUAACCAUUAUGCAGAGCCUUGACUCUCAUAGAUAAAUAGAUAAAAGUUAACCAUGCUGAUGCACUUUUUAUCUAGGAUAUACCUGAUUAUUUAAUGCUUGCCAAAUUAUUUAGGAAACAGUAAUUACAAACUGGACUGUGGCUUUUUUAAAUUGUUUUGUUAAAUACUUGCCAUUAUUUCUCCCAACAUAAAAAAAAAAUGUAUAUAACAUAACUUAAAAACUAAAGUUACUUAAUUUGAAUUGUUUUUAUCCUUUUAUAUAUGUAUAAAUAUAAAUUGUUUUAUAGGCUGUUCUUCUGUUUAACUUAGCUGUUGUUUUGAUAACUACUCAGUCCCUCUUAUGUUCAUAAGUGUUUCUGGUUACUCAACUGCCUGCAUCUGGUUGGUCUUGUAUAGAAACUUGUUUUACAUUAAGGUUUGUAAAGUCUGGCCAGUGUGGAGGUUUUGUUUCUAUUCUUAUUUUUUAAAGAAUCGUCAUCUGUUGGGAAUUUCUUUAUAGCUUGAUGUACCAUGGUGUCUUCUUCUAAUAAACAUUAUAUUUUCACA
Messenger RNA from Falco peregrinus (peregrine falcon), 6063 nucleotides. It is a transcript of the gene FNBP1, whose product is annotated as formin binding protein 1. Gene Ontology annotation, biological process: endocytosis; signal transduction. Lineage: Eukaryota; Metazoa; Chordata; Aves; Falconiformes; Falconidae. The transcript has 16 exons. Gene Ontology annotation, molecular function: protein binding. Bases 16 to 1881 code for a protein of 621 amino acids. The record is from RefSeq and is a predicted model, not a curated record.